Molecule: messenger RNA, 6347 nt
Organism: Protopterus annectens (West African lungfish)
Lineage: Eukaryota; Metazoa; Chordata; Ceratodontiformes; Protopteridae
Gene: NRAP
Product: nebulin related anchoring protein
Exons: 42
Coding region: 88-5298 (1736 amino acids)
Biological process (GO): cardiac muscle thin filament assembly
Cellular component (GO): Z disc
Molecular function (GO): actin filament binding
Source: RefSeq, a predicted model, not a curated record
AAGUAAUUUAAGAAGUUUUGAGCUGGUGAGAAAGACGGAAGAGUUUACUGUGUAUUUUUUUAGUUUAUUAAUCCUAUUAAUUUCAAAAUGAAUGUACAAGCUUGUGCCAGAUGUGGCCAUGGGGUUUACCCAGCAGAGAAGAUAAACUGUAUAGAUCAGACAUGGCACAAAUCUUGCUUUCACUGUGAGGUCUGUAAGAUGAUAUUAACAGUCAACAAUUUCAUCAGCUACAAGAAAAAGCCCUACUGUCAUGUACAUAACCCCAAAAACAACACCUUUACUAGUGUUUAUGAAACACCACUGAACAUCCAUGCCAAAAAGCAGACAGAAGAACAGAGUGAGAUCAAAUACAAAGAAGAUGCAGAAAAAUUCAAGUCUAUUUUCCAUUGGGAUAUGAAAUCCAGAAAUGUGGAACAUGUUCAUGAAUUCUCUGAGUUUACAACACAGGGUGAGUACAGAAGUGGCCAUGAGGAGCAUAUUUCCAUGUACAGCACGUCAGGAAUGCAGCAAGCCAGAACCACGGGGGAAGUUACAAGUGAUCUUAAAUAUAUAGAAACAUGUCAGCAACAGAAAGGCAAGGGCAGUUUUCCUGCUAUGAUUACUCCAGCAUACCAAAUAGCAAAGAAAGCCAGCGAGCUUGCAAGUGGCGUGGAAUACAGGCGUGGACAUGAGGAGCAGAUGUCCAGAUACACAACCGUAGUGGAUACUCCACAGAUACUACAUGCCAAAGCAGGAGGACAGAUGGCAAGUGAUAUCCGGUACAUGCAAGAGUAUGAGGAACAAAAAGGUAAAGGCAGCUUCCCAGCCUUGAUCACACCUGGUUAUCAGAUUGCCAAGAAAGCCAGUGAAUUAGCCAGCAAUAUCAAGUACCAGCAGCGUUACAUGAAUGAUAUAAAGGGAAAAGCCAGUCAUGUUAGCAGAGCUGAAGGUUCCUCUACAACCGAGGAGGGAGCAUUUGGUGAGGAUGUUUAUAUGGAAGAUUUUGAAGAGCGUCAAGGAAAAGGCAGUUUUCCAGCCAUGAUCACUCCUGCAUACCAAAAUGCCAAGAAGGCCAAUCAGCUUGCAAGUGAUAUACAAUAUAAGAAGGAUUUAGGCAAGAUGAAAGGAGCUGCGCACUACCAUACUCUAACAAUGGAUGAAAACUUGGUGAUGAAACAAGCCCAGGAUGUGAACAAGUUAUAUAGUGAGAAUACAUAUAAGAAAGACCUUGAACACACAAAAGGACACAGCAUAAACUACUGUGAAACGCCACAGUUCAAGAACAUGGCCAAAGUUUCUAAAUACACAAGCGAUGUAAAGUACAAAGAAAAUUACCGCAAUCAAAUGAAAGGCCACUAUGAAGGGGUUGGUAUGGAUAAACGCACACUACAUGCAAUGAAAGUAAACACUUUGGCAAGUGAUAUAAACUACAAAUCUGAUAAAGAACUUGACAAGGUUGACUAUUUCUACCCUGCAACUGCUACUCCUUCAUAUGUGACAACAAAGAAGUUGGAGCCUUUGAAAGAUGUAAACUAUCGACAACAUAUAGACAAAUUGAAAUACAGUUCUGUGGCAGAAACCCGAGAAAUGGCACAAGCUAAAAUUAAUGCAAAACAGCUAAGUGAUAUAAAUUACCGGGCCCACUAUGAGAAAACUAAAACACAGUAUACUCUUCCUAAAGAUGUUCCUCAACUGGUCAAGGCAAAGGCUAACGCAGAUCUCUUCAGUGAUAUUAAGUACAAGGAAGUCUGGCAAAAAUCAAAGGACAAAGAUUUUGACAUGAAACUGGAUUCCAUUUCUAUACUGGCUGCAAAAGCAUCCAGAGACCUUGCCAGUGAUAUCAAAUACAAAGAAGCCUACGAAAAAACAAAAGGUAGAGCCACAGGAACUGAAGUCAGUGACUCCAGGCUCCUGCAUUCACUGCAAGUAGCUAAGCUGAGUAGUGAGAGGGCUUACAAAGAAGGAUUUGAGCAGUCAAAAACACACUUUCAUCUACCUUUGGAUAUGGUGAACCUGAAACAUGCCCAGAAAGCUCAAGUUUUAGCCAGUGACCUCGACUACAGGACAAGGCUCCAUGAGUACACAACCAUCCCUGAAGACAUGAAGGUCAGCUGGGCAAAGAAAGCCUACAACUUGCAGAGCGAGAAUUUGUAUCGGUCUGAUCUGACAUGGAUGAGAGGUGUUGGAUGGGUAACACAGGGCAGCCUAGAUGUACAGCAGGCCAAGAAAGCCGGUGAUCUUGCCAGUGAGAAAAAGUACAGACAGAAGGUCGAUGCCUUGAAAUUCACAAGUGUGGCUGAUACUCCACACAUCAAACAUGCCAAGAAGAGUCAGGAACUCCAGAGUGAUCUUAUUUACAAGUCAGGAACUGAACAGGCCCUUCAUCAGUACUCAAUAAGCAAAGAUGAACCACUGUUCAGGCAAGCCAGGGCUAAUGCAGAAUACCUCAGUCAGAAAAUGUAUAAGAGCAGCUGGGAAAAGCAAAAGGAGAAAGGAUUUGAGCUACACCUAGAUGCAAUCCCCAUCCUAACUGCCAAGUCGAAGCGGGAUCUAGCAAGUGAUAUAAAAUACAGAGAAGAGUAUGAGAAGACAAAGGGCAAGUGGACUGGAGUAAAAGGGGUGUCAGAGGAUACACAGAUGGCACAUUCGUUACAAGUUUCCAAAUUACAGAGUGACCUGGCAUACAAAAAGGGAUUUGAGGAUGCAAAGACCAAAUACCAUGUCUCUAUGGACAUGGUAGACCUAGUUCAUGCCAGAAAGGCUCAAAGUUUGGCCACUGAUAAGGGAUACAAGACACUGCUACAUCAGUAUACUGCCUUACCAACAGACAUGAAAGUGGAAUGGGCAAAGAAGGCUUACAACCUGCAAAGUGAUAAACUGUACAGAUCAGAUCUGAACUGGAUGAAAGGAGUUGGAUGGGUAACUGCUGGUUCCUUAAACGCAGAACAAGCCAAAAAAGCAGGAGAAUAUUUCAGUGAAAGGAAAUAUCGCCAGCAUCCAUAUGCUCUGAAGUUCACCAGUGUGCACGAUUCUCCUGAGAUGAUUCAGGCCAAGAUUAGUUACAACCAAGCAGUUGAUAGAUUGUACAAGGAGCGUGGUGAAAAUAUAAAGCAUCAGUACACUUUAACAAAAGAUCUUCCAGAGCUUCUCCAGGCGAAAGAGAAUGCCAUGAACAUAAGUGAGAUACGCUAUAAAGAAUCUUGGAGGAAGCUUCAAGGUGGCGGAUACAAACUGCGUUUAGAUGCCAUUCCUUUCCAGGCAGCGAAAGCAUCCUCUGAAAUUAUUAGUGAUUACAAGUACAAAGAGGCCUUUGAGAGGAUGAAAGGGCGCAUGGUUGGGCCACGUGGCCUGGAUGAUGACAUUAAAAUUGCUCACUCAGUCCAAGCGAGUCAAGUUCAAAGCAAUCUGGGAUACAGAAAGGAGUUUGAGGACAGCAAAACUCAGUUCCAUCUUCCCAUGGAUAUGGUGGAUAUCGUACAUGCUAAGAAAGCUCAGUCAUUGGUCAGCGAUCAGGAUUACAAGCAAAUGUUCCAUCACUACACAACUUUGUCUGAUGACCUGAAGAUACAGGCAGCUAAAAGGGCCUACGAACUACAGAGUGAGAAAAUGUACAGGUCUGACUUGAACUUCUUAAGAGGGGUUGCCUGGAUUUCUACUGGGGCUGUUCAGAUUGAGGGUGUGAAGAAAGCCACAGAUCUUAUCAGUGAGAAAAAAUAUCGCCAGCGGCCAGAUACAUUCAAAUAUACAACUGUGACGGAUUCUCCUGAUAUACUACAUGCCAAGUUCAGCAACAUGAUUACCAAUGAGCGUCUGUACAAAGCAGCAGGAGAAGAUUUGAGGCACCAUUACACCAUGACUGUAGGUUUACCUGAAAUGAUCCAAGCAAAAAUCAAUGCCGCCAACUUUAGUGAGGCCAAAUACAGAGAAUCCUGGUACAAUCAAAGAGCACAAGGCUAUAAGCUGACAAUGGAGGCUAUUCCAUUCCAGACUGCCAAGGCAUCAAGAGCUGUUGCAAGUGAUUACCAAUACAAGCACAACUUUGUGAUGGAGAGAGGAAAGCACAUUGGAGCCAGGAGCAUUCUAGAUGACCCCAAACUGCUGCACUGUAUACAGGUUGCUAAGUUACAGAGCUCCCAGCUGUACAGGAAGGAGUUUGAGGACACAAGGUCCAAGUACCACCUCUCAUUAGAUAUGAUGAACCUUGUCCAUGCUCAAAAAGCUCAGACUUUGGCAAGUGGCCAGGACUACAGGACAAGGCUCCAUGAAUACACAUCUCUGCCAGAUGAUAUGAAACUACAGUGGGCAAAGGAGGCACAUAAACUGCAGAGUGAGACACAGUAUAAAUCUGAUCUGAAAUUCAUGAAAGGUGUUGGCUGGAUGACUGCAGGAUCCCCACACAUUGAAAGUGUGAAGAAGGCUGGAGAACUUGUUAGUGAGAAGAAAUAUCGACAGCAUCCCGACACCCUGAAGUUCACUGCUGUGGUAGAUUCUCCAGAUAUGGUUCAUGCCAAGAACAGCUACCUACAGUGCAGUGAAAGACUGUACAGAUCUGGAGACUCUGAUAUGUUGCACAGAUACACUUUACCACCUGAUCACCCUGAUUUCAUUAGGGCACGAAUAAAUGCUCAGCACAUCAGUGAUAAAGCUUACAAAACAUCCUGGGAAAAGACAAGAGCCGGAGGCUGUGAUUUGCGCCUUGAUGCCAUUCCCUUCCAAACAGCGAAAGCCUCAAGGGAGAUUGCUAGUGAUUUCAAGUACAAAGAAGCUUUUGUAAAGGAGAAAGGCCACCAGAUUGGGUUCCGCAGUAUAUAUGAUGAUCCCAAGAUGAAGCACGUGAUGAAUGUCAGCAAACUUCAGAGUGGCAAUGAGUAUAAGAAGCAAUACAAAGAGACACAGUCUCAGUAUCAGCUACCGCUCGACCAGCCAGGCUUCACGCAUGCCAAGAAGAGCCAACAGCAAGCUAGCAACAUCAACUACCGACAGCAGCUGCACGAUUACACUUGCGACCCAGAGCAGCUGAACAUGAAGCACGCGAAGGAGGCCUACAAGUUACAGAGUGAUGUUGCAUAUAAAUCAGACUUAAACUGGAUCCGGGGCAUUGGCUGGACUCCACCAGGCUACCAUAAAGUGGAAAUGGCCAGGAGGGCUGCAGAGCUAGGGUACACUCAGGGGCAGGACCCCCAGGAAGCACUGGCACAGUAUGAACAAAUGCUGGCUGCACGAAAGAGGCUGGAAGAAGAACAGUAUCCUAAUGUUAACCCUGAUGCAGCUGAAAUUCUGCAAGUGAAACGGAAGCAAAUGCAUUUGCCAAAAAAAUAAAAAUGCCAAUACUGUUUGUUGCCACAGAAAGUGAUACCACUUAAAUUAUACACAUGUGGAUAUGAAACUUAACCAUUGAAAAACAUUGUUACCUUUACCUAGAACUUCACAAAAGUCAUGUUUCAAAUUGUUAACCAGAUAAAUGUAGCUCUGAGGUGAGUUACUUAUCUCAUUUGCUGUAACACUGUAGACAUGCUUUGGUUCAUACAUGCCACACAUUACAGAAGCUUGGCUCAUUUGUUAAAAAUCUGUUCAAUUUGAUUUGUUUAGUCAUUAAUCAAAAUGUUGGUAUGUGAGAUAAACUACAUCCUAAAUAGAAGGUAGUUACGAUCAAUCUAACAGCACUAAUCAGCUAAAUCGUGUAAAACUGUAAAUAUGGAAAAAAAUAAAUAUAAAAUUCUCUGAAAAAUUUUCAGAUUAAAAAACAAGUCACAUACGGGCCAGUUUAUAGCUAAGUUUCUGCAGUGAAAUCUACUUACAAGCAGAGUACAAAUAAAUAUAAUAAAUGCUUUAUUCAUCCACAGGCUCUUUUGUAAACUGGUAUUUGGUAACACGUGCAAAACAGAAGACCAUUUAGGUGAUUUAUACCAGAUUACUACUUAUUCACAGAGUGUGAUUUGACAAACUGCAUUCUUCCUCUGUGUUGUCCCUUUGUUAUAAUUUUUGUAUCCAUAUUAGUGAGAGGGGCUACUGACCUUAGUGUGAACCUUAUAUAUAAUCCAUUACUUAAAGUAAGCAUUCAUAUUUUUUAAUGAUCUGACAUUUACUUUAUUUGGUGCAUAUGAAUAUUUUUUCAUGAACUUUUAUUUCUUGUAAUACUUGACAAAAUGUUUACUGGAAGUCUGAAAAAUCAUGAUAAUAUAACUGACUGGCUCAGUUUUGUGUGAGAAAAGAAAGAAAGACAUGUAUAAGAGGAAAUACCUUAAAUGAAAUAAUUAAAAAAAUAUUCAUAGUUUUUGCUUUGAAAAUGAAUGUUUUUAAUUGGCAUGGUUUACAUAAAGAACGGAAUGAAAUGCCAUAUUUUAAAUAAAAGUUCUCUUUCUUUGUGA